AGUAUGUAAAUUAUUUAUUUAUUUAUUUUUGUUUCUUUUCUUUAAGUUUUCUUUCUGAGAAGCUUUUUAGUCCAACCAGCUGAAUCAUAAGUUACUGUCCACCCAGUGAAUUACAUCCAACCUUCUUAUAGGUUGGCUUCACCAGGAGAACAGUGAUUUGUUUUACGGUGGUAUGGUAGCAGCAAAAUGUUAGCCUUGAGUGGUUGUUAGAAUGAGUAAAAUUCCCUUCCCUGGACGCUUUGUUUACAUUUACAUGGCUGUUCAAAGUACCCCUUCAGCCAUUUUAACUGCUUUGACCAUUUUAAAAAUAUAACUCAAUGGUCAGCUACUUUCGGUCCGUUGAAAUGGUGUGAGCAUUCCUCUAACUGAUAAUAGCAUAAGAAAUUGUACAACUGGAUUCAUGAUCUAUGCUUGAUUUUCACAGAUACAUUGAUAGCUGUGGGCUAAGUGGCCAGAUUCCUUCAACAUUUGCCCACUUGAGAAAACUGAAUAUCCUGUGGGCAUCUGAUAACAACUUCACAGGAAAAAUACCUGAUUUCAAUGGGAGUCGGGCUCUCAAUUAUUUGAGUAUGCAAGGCAAUGCUUUCGAGGGUCCCAUUCCAUCGAGUUUUUCUAAUUUGAUCUCACUGAUAUAUUUGUGAGUGUCAGUGUUUAUUAACUUGUUUUAAUCUUC
Molecule: messenger RNA, 673 nt
Organism: Magnolia sinica
Lineage: Eukaryota; Viridiplantae; Streptophyta; Magnoliopsida; Magnoliales; Magnoliaceae
Product: probable LRR receptor-like serine/threonine-protein kinase At1g56140
Exons: 3
Coding region: 408-641 (77 amino acids)
Molecular function (GO): protein binding
Source: RefSeq, a predicted model, not a curated record